This is a messenger RNA of Mesocestoides corti, 396 nucleotides long. NCBI's taxonomy places the organism in Eukaryota, Metazoa, Platyhelminthes, Cestoda, Cyclophyllidea, Mesocestoididae. The record is from the annotation of a GenBank genome assembly.
CUUGAAGAAGAGAAGGCUUAUGUUGCGCAACUGAAGGAUCAGUUGGAAAAGUCACAAUCCGCUUGCAAACGAAGUAAGCAAAAUCUUGAAGCUGCAGAGGAUGAAGCUAGCAAUCUCAAGACUCAGCGCCGGCGUCUUCAGCGUGAUCUCGAAGAAACUACUGAGCAAAAGGAGGCCAUUGAACGAGAGCUCCAAAUGCUUCGAGCCAAACUCAAUCGUGGCGUUCGUGGCACCCGAAUGGGCUCCGCUGGCGUCUCCCGUCCUUCGACCCGCACUGGUGGUGAAGGUACCCCUGAAGACCCCCAGUCCGCUGCCGACGUUGACACCUCUAACGCUGGUGACGGUGCCUCCAACACUAACAACUCCAGCAACAAGAAUUCCACUAAUUCCCCUUGA